Emiliania huxleyi CCMP1516 is the source of this 2538-nucleotide messenger RNA. RefSeq lists its product as hypothetical. The transcript has a single exon. Gene Ontology annotation, biological process: potassium ion transport. The record is from RefSeq and is a predicted model, not a curated record. Lineage: Eukaryota; Haptophyta; Isochrysidales; Noelaerhabdaceae. Bases 1 to 2538 code for a protein of 845 amino acids.
AUGGGAACGCAGCACGGCGAGGCAGCGUCAUGGCGAUCGGGGGUGGCCGGCUACAUGGACCAGCCUGGCGCCUGCGGCACCGACCUGACUCUACUCCCGGCGGCCGUUCACGACGCCGGGCCGCUCGGCGUCGAGGCGUGGCAGGCCGCCCUCGCGCUCUUAGUGCUGCUCCUGGCUGCGCCCACCGUCGGACGCGCGGCCGCUGGCCUGUUCGGGGUGCAUCCGAUGGCGGGGUGUAUCCUGCUCGGCCUCCUCGCCUGCGCUCCUGUCGUCGACAUGCUGCCUAUGGCCGCUGCCCUCGAGCACCUGCGGCCGGCGUCGACCGCCUGCCGCGCCCUCGUGGCUCUCGAGUCGGCGCUGCACGUGGCGCCUCUGCGAGACCUGUGGCGCACCCACCGAGGCAGUGCCGCAGCCGGAGUGGUGCACGCCCUGUGCUGCGCCGUGGCGGCCUUUGUGGCGCUGCGGCUAAUCACAGCAGAGUGGGUGGGUGCGCCCCGCGCAGCCAGCGCUCUCGGCGUCGGCCGCGCGCCGGCACCCGACGCGGUAGUGCUGCCCGUCAUGGUCGGCGAGUAUGCCCUGGCGACCGCCGCUGCAAUUGGGGUGGUGUCAGCCGCCGCGGAGCCCACUUGCAUGGCCCAGCUGCUGCACGACAUGCACAGUGCCGGAGUCUUUUCGGCGACAAGCCUCCACGCCACCAGCGGCGCGAUGCUGGCGUCGGUGUUGCUCCUACUGGCGCUCACGCCGGUGGUUUCGAACGCACACUACGGGAUCAGCUUCUCCUUGGCCUCGGCGGCCGUCUCCGCCGGCCUCACCCUCGCCGUGGCGGCCGCCCUGUCGGCGGUGCUGCUCGGCAUCAACAGGACGCCCCUCCGGGCAGCAAUCCAGAGCCGCAGGUCCUUGCCUCUGGUUGGAAAGGCCGGGGCCCAGAUGCUUGGCUACACGAGAGCGCACGCGAGCGAGAUCGCUCGGGGGCUGAAGGGGGUCGUCGUUCUCGCAGUCGCCUUCGCCACCUUCUGCGCCGCGGACACGAUGGAGCAGUCCAGCGGGAGCGUCAGAGAUGCGUCAAGCGCACUCUACAGCUGCGCAGUCUUCGAGGGCCAGUGCACGGCGGUUCCGAAUGCGACUCACUGGAGCGAAGGGGCCGUCUGCACGCUCGGGUACCAGGCGCCGGGGUCGACACCGACGUCGACGCCUCUCUCCUUCCAGCCGUGGCUGGCGUGCUUUUUCGCGUCUCUCUUUGUGGCCGCGGGCGUCGGUGGGGGGGCCGGCGCUCGCACGCGGUGGCAACUCGUCCUGCAGCCGUGGUCUGAGAGCGCUCAUCUCAUGCUAGCGACGCUCUCGGGCAUGUGGCUCCCAACCUUUGGUGUGUUGGGUGCGCCGGGCGCUGCAGCCUGCGCCAUCUUCGUCCUCCGCGCAGUGGCCUCCGGGCUAGUGUCCCUUGUAGCCGCCAUGGCUCAGCGCCAGCCAAGAUCGGCCGUUGCGGCCGCGCCUGUGCGCGGACUCGUGCAGGCGCAGGUGGCCCUCUGCUUCAUGUGGGAGCUCCAGCAACGCGCUCCGGCGCUGCAGGCGUUCCCUUUCGACUUUGCCGCCAUCGGUGGCACGCUAGUCCUACUCGAACUCAUCGCCGGCCCAGUGCUGCUGCGGCUUGCGGUGCGGCUGGCGGGAGAGAUGAACGUCGACCGGAUUGGGAGGGCGCGCGUGCUGGGCGUGGAGGGCGCGCCUCCGGACGUGACCCUCAAGCUCUUUGAGUGGGAGGUACACGCCGACCUCGCGGGCCAGCACGUGGCCGAGUUUGAGUGGAGGGUUCGUGACGUCGAGACGGUGCCCAUCCUCAACGACGGCGCGAUCCGGCAGAUGCUACUAAGCACGCGCGUGGACGCCUUUGUAAGCAUGAUGGAGAGCGACAGGCUCAACCACGCGGCGUGCCAGCUCGUGCUCGAGAGGCACGCCGAUGCUGUCCCCCUCUGCAUCGUCCGGUGCGUCGACAAAGCGUGGCAGCGAAAGUUCGCCGUGCUGGAGCCCGCGGAGGGGGUGCGGGUCGUGUCCGACCUUGACACGUCGGUCCGCAAUCUUCUCAACCAGUUCGUUCAGUCGUCGCAGUCGGCGUCCCUCCUCCUAAACGACGACCCCGCCGCUGACGUCAUGACUGUGACGAUGACGGAGAAGGAGAAUGGCAGACCGGUGCGCAGCCUGCGUGUGCCAGAGGAUGUGCAGGUGCUAGCUAUAUAUCGCGACCCGGCGGCGCCGUCCCCGAUCGAGAGCCGCCGAAACAGCCCGGUCGUUGUCACGGCCGAGGAGCUGCAGGCGAUCGCCGCGCCUGAGCCGAGCAAAAGGCCGCGAAAUAGGACAUCGGCGGCCAACGGCUCGAUCAGCGAGAUGCAAGACAGGGUGGCCAUCGUGCCGCACGGGCACACGGUGCUGCAGACCGACGAUGAGGUGACCAUAUGCGGGCGGCCCAGCUCGCUCGCCACGGUCACGGCGCUUCGAAAGGGCAAGGUUGUCCUCGUGCAGCAUGACGGGAAUCUGAGGGACCAGUGA